Molecule: messenger RNA, 1277 nt
Organism: Nematocida parisii ERTm1
Lineage: Eukaryota; Fungi; Microsporidia
Exons: 1
Coding region: 1-1206 (401 amino acids)
Cellular component (GO): cytosol; nucleus
Molecular function (GO): cysteine-type deubiquitinase activity; cysteine-type endopeptidase activity
Source: RefSeq, a predicted model, not a curated record
AUGGGCUGCACGCACUUAAAUGUAGAAGAAGUUAUUGAAAGUUCUUCUGGAAUAAUAAGCAAAAUAGAAAGUAUAGAAGGCGCUGAACAAAAACUAGGGUGUGCAAUAUGUAAUAGCCUGUUCUCUGUUGAGGUGUGUAUAGACUGCAAUAUUCUUUUAUGCCGGUCAAAGGGGCAUGUGGAUGUGCACUGGAAAGACACGUGGCAUAAAAAUUACUUUGUGCCAGGAUCAGGAGUUGUUUCCUGUGAGGAGUGCGCCGAAUACAUCACAAUUCCUGAUAUCUCGCGAAUGAUGCAAACAGAGCAGGCUCCCAUCCCAAAGAAAUUCCAGAGCUUGAAUCUAAACUGGGUGAAGGGGUUUCUCAAUCUUAAGAGAACUUGUUAUGUAAGCAGCCUUCUUCAAUCAGUUCUGUCAAUUGAAGUAUUUAUACAGAACUUAUUAGAAGUGAACCACUCUAUGAAUGGGUGCAAGAGCACUGAGUGCAUUUUGUGCUCGCUUAAUAGAAUACUUUUCCAAAUGUAUAACAGCACCAGUGGGUAUGUGGACAUAUCAGAGCUAAUUAAAAUAUUCUGGGAAAAUAAUCCAGCAUUUGCAAAGAGUGAAUACCAAGAUGUACAGGAGUUUUUCAUGUUUCUAAGCUCACAAGUACACGGUCUACUUGAGUGUAAUCCAGCAGCAGACAAAAAAUGUGCAAUCCACAAUACAUUUGGUGGUGUGUUUAUGUCCAGUAUAAUAUGUGACUGUUCAUUUACUGAAGUAAUGACUGAACCAUUCACAUCCAUAAGUAUGGACAUAUUCGGAGGCACUCUUGAAAGCACAUUAGAUAAAUACUUCCAAGAAGAAAAAGUUGUUAUUCAUAAAGAAUGUAAAUGCGGUAAUACAGAAUCAUACACUAAAAAAGUAGAAAUAAAAACUCUGCCAAAUGUUCUGUGCCUGCACCUCAAGAGAUACCAAGUGCAGAAUAAGACGAUAUCAAAGAUAGAUACGGUUGUAUCAUAUCCAGAAGAACUCACAGUGGGAGGCAAAGUAUUUACACUCUCAUCAACUAUUAUGCACAGUGGUGAAAUAGAUUCAGGACAUUAUAUUGCUUAUACAAGAAGAAACAGUCAAUGGUACUUGACUAAUGAUGAGGAAAUAAUCAGAGUUUCAUUAGUAUAUUUGCUAAAUAAACCUGUUUAUAUUCUAUUCUAUACAUUAAAUGCAUAAGAGAUGUAUACCAACAUAUAUGUCUACUAUAUUAUAAACAGGUCAGUCAGAAUAAUCCAAUAAUUAAAUGC